Molecule: messenger RNA, 1659 nt
Organism: Haliotis rufescens (red abalone)
Lineage: Eukaryota; Metazoa; Mollusca; Gastropoda; Lepetellida; Haliotidae
Product: platelet endothelial aggregation receptor 1-like
Exons: 5
Coding region: 6-719 (237 amino acids)
Molecular function (GO): scavenger receptor activity
Source: RefSeq, a predicted model, not a curated record
CCAGUAUGAUAUACGGCCCUAACUGUGCCAGUAACUGCAGUUCCCGACACUGCAAGACGCCCUCCUCUACAUGUGACAGAGAGACAGGACAGUGUCCUGGUUGGUGUGAAGAUGGAUGGACAGAAAUAGACUGCUCCAAAACGUGCACCAGUAUGAUGUACGGCCCUAACUGUGCCAGCAACUGCAGUUCCCGACACUGCAAGACACCCACCUCUACAUGUGACAGAGUGACAGGACAGUGUCCUGAUGGGUGUGAAGAUGGAUGGACAGAAAUAGACUGCUCCGGAAAAUGCAAGCCUGGAACCUUUGGGCGUGACUGUUCUCGUUGUGGACACUGUGACGUCACGUGUAACGAUGGAGAUGGACGCUGUCCGGGAGAAUGUCUGGACGGCUUCACCGGUGACCGAUGUGAUGUGGAUGUCAGGGUAUCUCCUGUUACAACCGGCGUCAUUGGGGGAGCAAUAGGAGUUGCUGUAAUGUUGCUGAUUGGUGGGCUGAUGAUAUGGCUGUUGAAGUCUGGAAGACUGAAAUGGAUUCCCACAACUACCACAGACCCUCAAGAGUUGAGAAAGACGGACACGCCCAACACUGGAGAGAUUUCUACUCAUGCGCCCACUUCCGAUGUGAAAGAUCAAGACUAUACAGAAUUGAAUGAAUUCACCAGGGAGAAGAACAAGUCACCGUAUGAUGUUAUUCAGAACGAAACCAAUCAAAUCUAAGAUUCAUGUCACGGAUAGUGCAACAUCUGAACAUAUGACUUCGGGAUUACUUCAUUGGUAUACAUAUACAUUAGAAAGCAAAGUACCAAUGUCAAGUAGAAAAUGUCAAAUUGCAGUGAUGAUGCCAGCUGCUGAAAUGUCUGAACACCCUUUGUGAAUAUCGGAGGUGCCUUUGAAAAAUACUUAAUAGUUCCCUCUCACUCAAAUUACCAGUUUUGCAAAUAUCAAGCUGAAUAUCUAGUUAUGGCCUUUGGCCGUCGUAUGUAAAAAAGGUAUUCCACAACAAAGCGCGGUAUUCCAGCUGAUGGUGACACUAUCCAGUGACCUGUUGAGAUUUGCCCAAAGGAAACGUGUGAUUAUACGGAAAUAGUAUGAUAACAAAUUGUGGCAGAUAAAAUAUUUAGGUCGUCCACAUAACGUCCUUUUCAAAGUUACAAUCUUGGCUAAAUCAAAUAACACUAAUCGUGUGCUGUUACCAGGUGGCAUCUGAAGGAAAACAUAUCUUAUUAUUGAUCAUUAUUGUGAAUUGUAUGGAUUUACCCCCAAGUCGUAAUAACCGUGAAUGUAAAUAAGUUGUAUUUCAAAUCUAAUUUCGAUUUGACAAUAACAUAUGGUUGAGGCAGCAUUAAUGUCAAAACGAUGUUUUCUUCCUGUUAUAACUCAACUCUCUCUCUCACACAUCCGAGUCACUCGCGUUAUUGGCUUGUUGUAAUGGUCCAGAACAUAUGUGAAGGUUCAGAUAUAUUCUCAAUAUGUUUCAUGUUACUUUGUUCUUGUUAUUUUGAGCACAAUUAUGCCUGAUAAACAACUGUGGAUAAAAAUGAAAUGUAGAGGGCGUUUGUUGUAUUGAUCUAUACGCAAACGUUUCCUAUAAUUGAGGAUUAUGUUUGUUACUCAACGCCGCGCUCUGCAAUAUUGCAGCUAUAUGGCGGCGUUCUGU